Messenger RNA from Aspergillus campestris IBT 28561, 804 nucleotides. RefSeq lists its product as uncharacterized. The record is from RefSeq and is a predicted model, not a curated record. NCBI's taxonomy places the organism in Eukaryota, Fungi, Ascomycota, Eurotiomycetes, Eurotiales, Aspergillaceae. The coding region runs from base 1 to 804 and encodes 267 amino acids. The transcript is spliced from 3 exons.
AUGAGUCGCCAAAUCCUACUCAGUCCGCUUCUGCGAGCCUCGCUCCCUCGCGCCGUGCGGAGAGAUCUCACCAGUCAAUGGUUUCCCCGGUUGAAGACAACGAACGCCGCCCCAAAACCGCCCAGGAACGACGUCCCAUACCUCAAAACGAAACAGACUGAUGCCGUACCGCUUCGCACCGUGAACAAGUCGUCGACGACGCAUGCGCACAACGCCCUGCGGAAAGGCCUCGGAGGAAUGCCGGAGCGCAUCUUGAUCUUCCAUGCUGGAACAACCAAACCGCUCUUCUUAGGGGCCAUACGGAUCACGGCCCUUUGCCUUAUGGUAGCUUCGGGUCUGCUCAUCGUGCCGGCCUAUAAAGAAGGCCAACUCCCGUUGUGGCUGGCGACAACCCUUGCCAUAGGAUCCACGAUACCGUUCUUCGUGGUCACUUGGACCUCUGCACCCUUUGUGAACUUUAUCUAUCUCUCCCUCCCCAUGUUUGCUCGACGAUCGAGGGACCAAACCCUACAAUAUGCGAAGAACCUGCCGCCGACAGCGACGCUCAGUAUAAUCACCACGGAUGCGACCUUUGUUCCCCGCACCACCACGGUCCGUCUUGGUGACCUUGUCCCUGGCAAGUCGACCCUUCGCCCGGUCGACUUUCGCGACACUAAGCGUGGGCCCGCUCUUACGCUGAAGGGGACGCCCGAUGUAUUUUAUGCUCCCCCGACCACCAAGAAAGGCAAACAAACGCCGGCCUACUGGCCCGGGCUGUGGGAUCAUGUGUAUCAACAGAUCCAGAAUAAUACCCGCCGGACCUGA